AUGAGGGUUUUUUUCUUCAUUUCUCUUCUAACAAGUAUUCAUGUUUCACUUCUAUCAAACCCAGUCAUUGCGGUGGAUCCAAAUAAAGGUUUUAGUAUGAAGAUAAUUCAUAUGAACUCCAAAGAAUCACCAUUAUAUGUAGGUGACAAUUUAACACGGGUCGAAAAGCUUCAAAGACUCGCCAAACAAUCCAAAGCUCAGGCAAUUUACAUCGAGUCCCAAAUAUUACUCCAAAGUAAUGCAACACGAUCCAUGGUUCCAGAUGAUAUACAAAUGCCUGCAGUUUACGAAGCAUCAGGGUCAUACGUUGCGAAGGUUGGUUUGGGUACGUUUCGUGGUGGAGAAAAAUCAUUCAUGGACUACUAUUUGAUUAUUGAUACAGGCAGUGAUCAGACAUGGCUUCAAUGUGAAGGUGCCACUAAAACUUUCAAUCAAGAUAUGCCACUUUAUCCUUGGAGUUUGUCAACUACAUAUCGUCAUGUUCCUUGUAACGGACAUCCUUAUUGCUUUAGAGAUAAGUGCAAUGCUUAUGGCCAAUGCACUUACUCAGUACGUUAUGGGACUGGAUCAGUUUCAUCUGGUAUUGUUGCUACAGAAAAAUUCACUUUUGGCUCAAAUACUGGUGGCGUUGAAAAUAUUGAAUUACAAAUAGGUUGUGGAUUAAGCCAAGAGAAUUUUGAUGUCGGCGAUAAUCAUUUAAAAGAUAAGCCUAAUCUUAUUACAGGAAUACUUGGUUUAGGAAAAGGACAGUUGUCUUUUGUAAAUCAAUUAGCUGCUGCUGGACAAGGUAAAUUUUCCCACUGCUUUGAGACAUACAACAAAAAACUUGAGGGAUCAAACACAUAUUUAAGGUUUGGUGCAGCUGCCACAAUCGGAGGCGCGUUUCAGAAAGUAUAUGUAACUCCCCUUGUUGAGACUACGUUCGAGACGCCGCUCUAUUACUUAAAUCUUGAAGACAUCAGUGUCGGUAACAACAGAGUAAGAUUUCCCACAGGUACCUUCAAGGUUAAGUUGGAGGAUGGUCAAAUGAAAGGCGGUGCUAUCAUAGAUUCUGGUUCUACGUUUUCCAUGUUGCAUAAAGAUCAUUUUGAUAGAGUUGCAGAUUUGGUGAAGGCACAUUUUAAUAGACUUGGAGUCGAAUAUAUAGGUUCACAAUAUAAUUAUGAUGUUUGUUUCCGUUUACGUGGAAGAUUUGAUAAUAAUAACUAUCCUUCUAUUACCUUACAUUUCCAGCAGGCGGAUUAUAUUAUUCAAGAUUAUAAAGCUAGUUUCUUGACUCUAACUAGAGAAAUUGUUUGUUUGGGCAUUAUGCAAGGAUAUAAGACUAGAGGGCCAACUUUUAUUUUAGGAGCAAUGCAACAAACAAAUAAACGUAUUUUGUAUAAUCUCAAUGAUCUUUCGCUCUCAUUCGCUACAGAACAUUGUGAAUUAGAUUCAUGA
Papaver somniferum (opium poppy) is the source of this 1440-nucleotide messenger RNA. RefSeq names its product aspartic proteinase nepenthesin-2-like. The record is from RefSeq and is a predicted model, not a curated record. Gene Ontology annotation, cellular component: extracellular region. NCBI's taxonomy places the organism in Eukaryota, Viridiplantae, Streptophyta, Magnoliopsida, Ranunculales, Papaveraceae. The transcript has a single exon. The coding region runs from base 1 to 1440 and encodes 479 amino acids.